Anopheles darlingi is the source of this 4213-nucleotide messenger RNA. Its product is annotated as galactosylgalactosylxylosylprotein 3-beta-glucuronosyltransferase P. Lineage: Eukaryota; Metazoa; Arthropoda; Insecta; Diptera; Culicidae. Gene Ontology annotation, biological process: chondroitin sulfate proteoglycan biosynthetic process; carbohydrate metabolic process. Gene Ontology annotation, molecular function: galactosylgalactosylxylosylprotein 3-beta-glucuronosyltransferase activity. Bases 967 to 2151 code for a protein of 394 amino acids. The transcript is spliced from 7 exons. The record is from RefSeq and is a predicted model, not a curated record. Gene Ontology annotation, cellular component: Golgi membrane.
UACGGGGGCCAGCCAUCGCCAUUAGUAGUGUGCCGAUCGUGUGUUUUGUUUGAAUGCCAUUUCAUUUGCCAACCCUUCCUAAGUAGCAACCGGAACGUCUCAAACUACUAGCGGAAAAGCUAGUAGUAAACAGUGUGUGUGUGUGUGAGUGUGUUUGUGACUGUGUUGUGUCGUUGUUGUGAUUCCUCCGUUGGUUGUUAUUCACGCAACAGAUCUUUGCUGUGAGGUGACCGGAAAACUCUGAGAGUCGGUUCGAUUGAGUGAAAUUCAAUCAAGUGUCGCCAGUGAUAGCCCGGAAGGUGGCAUUAAUCGGGGGAUCCGCCGGUAGCGGCAUAUCAACGGAGUGAUACAAACAUAUCUUCGUCACGGUGAUAGUAAAAACCCGCAAAACCAUUUCGGGCGAGUGACACAAAAUUUGACGAAAAAUCCAAUUUAUCAACACCGUUUUCCGGGCCUGCGGCAGGGGUUAAAGUGGACUGACGGUGGAGAUCAGUGGACACUGUUCGGUAACAACAAUCGUUUAUUCGAAACCCAAAACGUCGUCAUCGAUGAACGGUGAUGAAUGGCACUGUCAAGAUGUGAAAGAUAACUAACAAGCGAGACACACAUGCUACACCGACACUGACGUCGCUCUCAAUGGCAGAACCGAAUUUCGUCCAGCGAAACCAUCCACCACCACCAUCACCGAGCAACCACCAUCGAGGACAUCGAGGACAGCGAGAAACAUUGCGUCUAGCCGUCGGCAGUAUACGCGCUCGUCCGGUGCUAGAGGAACCAACCGGUCGCCAUACCCAACUGGCGCUACGGUGGUAACACGCAUCGGCCAGCAAACCAUAUCCGAGCCGCGUCUUUCGUAGUUAGGAUUUUAAGUAAAUUUUACAAAACCGCCGCGCUGCAGCAAUAGCGAGCACCGAGCCAGGCAGUGGUUGCUGUGGUGAAAAACAAAAACAGAACGCCAUCGUCACCAUGAUUCGAUCGUACAAACUCUAUCUGAUGCUGCUGGGCAGCUCGAUCUUCUUCCUCCUGUGCCAGAAUCAGUCCUCGAUCACGUGCUUCGUCAGCAACGUGUCCUCGAGUGCGGCGGCCGCAGUCGCCGCCAGUGCUACCGCCGAUGAUACACUUGGGUUGGGGCAAGGGCGUGGCGUCGCAGCGGCCGACGGUGAGAUAUCGUUCGGUGAGAAGAUCCGCUCGCGAAGCCUCAACUUUAAGGACAUUCCGCUGAAGCUAGACCGCUCUUCGUCGACGUCCGCAGCGACCAGCAGUUCGGCCGUUACAUCGACCACCACGGCUUCAACGACCAGCACGACCAGCACGACGACGACCACUACGGUGAAGCCUCCUUUAUCGGCUCCCUUGGCCAACAGUAUUGAUGAGGCAAUGUAUCGAUUUCCGGUGGACACCGCGGUGCUACCACCGCUCUACAUCAUCACACCCACAUACCGGCGGCCGGAACAGAUUCCGGAGCUUACCCGGCUCGGCUACACGCUAAAACAUGUGCAGAACGUCCUGUGGAUUGUGGUAGAAGACUCGGAGAACUGCACCGAAAGCGUUCGCCAUCUGCUGGAUGAGAUCGGUGUAUCGUACGUGCAGAUCACAGCUCCGAUGCCAUCGAAGUACCGCAAGCAGAAGAUAAAGCCACGGGGCGUAUCCAACCGCAACCGGGCGCUUCAGUGGAUCCGAGCGAACGCCACGGAAGGUGUCCUCUACUUUGCGGAUGACGAUAACACCUACAACCUGAGACUAUUCGAACAGCUUCGAUGGGUCCGCAAGGUGGCCAUGUUUCCGGUGGGGCUCAUCUCUAAGUUCCAGGUUAGCUCACCGAUCGUGAAGAACGGUACGAUAACGGGCUUCUACGAUGGUUGGGUCGGUGGACGUAAGUACGCUCUGGAUAUGGCAGGUUUCGCCGUAUCCGUCAAGUUCCUGCUUUCACGACCGCACGCCCAGAUGCCGUAUAAGCCCGGCUACGAGGAGGACGGGUUCCUACGUACCCUCGAACCAUUCACGUUCAGCGAGGUCGAGCUGCUAGCAUCAAACUGUACCGAGAUACUAACAUGGCACACACAGGCGAGGAAAAAUUCGCCAGCACCGGCACUCGAUCGGAAGAAGUACGCCGGCACAAAUCUGCUGAAGUUGACCAGCUGGCUGGUGUAGAAAGAGUGGAAUACGACCGGGCACCUGCUGGGCGUUCCGCGUUGGUUGAAGAAACUGUCCGUCUGGGUGUUCAGGCAGUCACCCUGAAAUCCCGAGAAAGAUGCCGAAGAUCGAACCGCCAUAUAAUGGCCGACUAGCGGAAUUGACGCAGGCAAACGCGCCAAUCGACUACCAAACCUAGGCUAGCGGGUUCGUUUCGAGUAUACAGGGGCUGCGGCUGAAGCCGAGUGUGUGUGCGUGUGUGUUUAUUGUGAGAGCCAGAAUUGGUACUUAAAAUCGUUUAGCUAGACGACGGGCGGGGAGGGACGUAGUCUUUCCUUAGUUUUGCGGAUCAUCUUGAUACGCUAACCACGUACGAACUGAACUGAAAAUUUUAAAUAGCAAAAUUGGGAUCUUUGUCCGAAGUAAAUCGAGGCCACGGCCAUUUGCUAGUGUGUCGACGGGAGAUAGUAGAGUAAGACAAACCGAAUAGUGGCCAAAACUAGGCGACAGACAAAGCAACAUAAACUAUAGCACACAAACACUAGCGACGGCACAUGUCAUGCUCAGUGAUAAAACUUUCGUUUCGGUUCCAUUACCGUAAUCCGUGUACGUUUUGAUUAGUCGCAAGAUAGCAAAUGCGAUUAACGGGAAGGAUGUAGGUUCAUACUUUGCACCAGCUAAAGUGACACAACAGGAGUAUCGAACGACUAGAUUGGCGUAGUAAGCGAUGCAGGGAAAAGAUUCUCUCUGGGAGUGGGACAAAACGACAAGGAGAUUUCUUUUAUUUAUUGAACAAUGCAUUGGAGCAUCAUGAUAUGGCAAGAGAGAAAAAAAAGAAAAAAAACCGUCGUUUAAUCGUUAACAUACAGUAUACAUAAACAAUAUGCAAACCCAAUUAUACACUUACUACAUACGUUCACAUUCACAUUUCAAUUCCAAUAACAGAUAAACGACAAAGAUCGAUCCAAAAACCAACCCUCCCAAGUUUAGGAUUCUAGAUAGUCACGUUUUUAACCAAUUAACUUGUAAGCUUCGAAACCAAAGGAUGCACUCUCCUUGACCAAGUGCGUUAAGCAGAGGUACUUGUACAUAAUUGGGAAUUCCAAGAAUAUUUCCUUUACUUCAAUCUCGAACCAGCGUGUAGAUAAGCGAUUCCGUAGCCUAGCGUAUCCAAAUUCAAAUGUUUUUUUUUUAUGAUUUAAAGUAGCAGAUAGAUAAGUAAGAUACUCCUUCUACUCAAUCGAUAAGCACCCAAAAUCCCUGCCGGGGAGGGCAUGGAAAGAUGCAUGACUUACAGUAUGUACCUAUCCCUGAAGCAAUCGUUCUACCGAUAAGACAGUGGACAUGUAAGUAGCGUAACAGAGCAGGAGUUUUGUUCCAAAAGUAAAAAAAAAACUGAAAAGCGAUACUUUCCUGUCGCAAAAGAGCUUCUUCUGGUGUUGUAAACCUAGCCCGUUGUUUGAUCUGUAACGUGUGUGUGACCUAUUGUGUAAUUUUGCAUCUUUGCUCAUGUUUCGCUAUCUAUUUGUUUUACUUUUAUCAACAACAACAUUCUUGAUAUUAAAACCAUUCGAGAGCUUUCCGGUAGAAUGGUUCACUUUCUUUGCAUAUCUUACAGUAAGUGCAAAAUAAAAGAAAACAGUAUAACUUGUUCAAAGUGUUGCCAUCGUGCGAGAAGAAGUAUCUGCGUGCGAAAGGACAUAUGCAGAGGAGGGCAGAGAAAGGACUCAAUGUUGAAAUGGGCAAGGCGAAGAGCGUGUAUGAAAUACGAACAAACUGAAACGUAGACGAGAACUGUGGAGAGGAAUUGAGAAAUGAUAUGUUGGUUGGCCAUAAAAAUGUAAGAAGGGAAUGAAUACAACUUGUGAUUUUAAGCUGACAUGCCGAAAGGGAGAGCGAAGAAACAUGUCCUAAUAUUAGGGUGUUGGAGGGACGGGGAAAAGUAGUUCUUUUGUCGGAAAAGGGGAAAAACAGCGUACCAGCACUGCACGGGAUUCAUAAGUGAUAAUCUACUAUUUGACUCUAAGGAAACAGGAAUUUUGCAGAAGAUGACAACUUGAAAACAAUAAAAUCAACUUCA